ACACUCCGUGAACUAUAUAUAAGAUCACCUGCUUCAACUUUCAACUCAUUUCCUCCCUCUUUCUUCCCACUCUUUCUCUCUCACCCUACUUUUCUCUGUUUUCCUAUGUAUUGGGUUUCUACUAGUUAGGACUGACUCUUUUCCCGCCAAAGGUGUGAAAGACCCAAUACUCUUUGCACCCAGACACACUUCCAUAUGUAGAAGAGGUAUAGCCAGUGUGCAGAGUGUGAUUGUCUGGUUCUUUCACUAAUACUUCAAAACCUUUUGUUUGCCUCUUUUUGUCCGCCUGUCCUGAUCUCUCGUUCCUUUCCCCAGUUCUUCUUUUCUUCAACAUCUUCCUUUUCUUUUUCCUAUAAAUACCACGCGGAUUCUUUUACUCUCCUCGAGAUUAUUGUAUGUUCGAAACAUCACAGGAUCUUCAUCCCUAGCUUCUUAUAUCUUGAAAAGCUGUUCUUGCUCCCAUGCAGUAGCAGUUUUGUUGCUUUUACGUGCUUUUCUACUCAUGUCCUGACCAAAGCUCGUCUCCUACCCUUGGAUCUGCUCCCUCCCACCAUCAACCCAUGGUGUCCAUACAGUCCACUCUCAAGCUCUCUUCUCGGGUCUUCACCACCAACAAGCUCCUCCAUGAUCCCCCGGCGGAUGCCAAAGUCCGUCGGAGACGUGUCCAGAUCAUACUUACCGACGCCGACGCCACCGAUUCUUCCAGCGAGGAUGAAGAGGAAAGACAUGGUUUUCUACGAAGAGUUAAGAGGCAAGUUCAAGUUAUCACCUUUGAUUCAUCUUCAACCCCAGACCCACAUCCACCUCGAUCUCCGACGCCACUUCCGGCUCCUACUACGUUACCUAAGCAAAAGUCACCUAGAAGGAGACCAUCGAGAGUGACGAAAUCUGACGUCAGUCGCGGGCAAAAAUUCAGGGGUGUUCGGCAGAGACCUUGGGGGAAGUGGGCCGCAGAGAUCCGGGACCCAGCCCAGAGAAAACGUAUCUGGCUGGGAACCUUCAACACCGCCGAGGAAGCGGCCGCCGUGUAUGACGAAGCUGCAUUGAAGUUUAAGGGUUCAGACGCCGUUACCAACUUUCCCAACCCGAGUGUAACGGAGUUGACGGCUGUGGACAGUCAAAAAGACGGAUUUGACUCGUCAAGCACAGCCACGUCAUCUCCGACAUCAGUUCUCCGUUACGAGGAGAUAACACCGUUUGAUGGCCUCAAUUACUGCGACGUUGAUACCUUCGGCUUCGGAAUCGACGCCGCGUUAAGCGUGCCGGAUUUCAUGUUUUCGGGAAAAAGCUUUGCCGAGGAAGAGUUCGGGGAGCUUGACGUUGACGAUUUUCUGGUCGACGCCGUUGCCUAACGACGAACGUUAUUUUAGUACCAGUAAUCCGAAGAUAUUUAUGUGGGUGCUGACGGCAAUCUCCGUUAGCAACCCGGGCAGUGAGGUGGUUACGUGGCAUUAUACUAUUUGUUAUAACUACAGUUUUUGAAGGGGGGCUUCCGGUGACUCCGAUUAUGCAAUACCAAAAAUACCCCUCUACAUAUUUUAUUGUGUGGUCAAAGUGAAAGUAGGCCCCUUAAAUUUACGGGAGUGUAAUUAUCUAUGGAAAGAGUUAAAUGUAGGACGAUUUUGUCUGUUGCGAAGAGAGAUUAACGUUGUGGAGUAGUUAAUUAUUUAUAAUUUUGGUGGUUUUGUAAUUAUAUUAUUAAUAAUGUAUGGUUGAAAAGUGAAUACGACGUAUUUUUAGAACAAAA
Messenger RNA from Carica papaya (papaya), 1747 nucleotides. Its product is annotated as pathogenesis-related genes transcriptional activator PTI6. The record is from RefSeq and is a predicted model, not a curated record. Gene Ontology annotation, biological process: regulation of DNA-templated transcription. NCBI's taxonomy places the organism in Eukaryota, Viridiplantae, Streptophyta, Magnoliopsida, Brassicales, Caricaceae. Gene Ontology annotation, molecular function: DNA-binding transcription factor activity; DNA binding.